UGGCAGCCUGUCUUUCGGUUGCACACUCCGAUCUUUAACCUCCCUGUUGCUACCCAGUUCCUACCCACCUUCCUAGUCCCUCGUUUCGCUUGGACGAACCGCCGCCGUGGAGAUUUCUCUUGACCAAACACAUUCCAUCGCCCAGCACCUCAAUUGAACCCGACAACGUUUACUCCGGAUAUCGCUGACCGCAGUGUUCCUGGCCCCCGCAUCGGGUGUCAUCUCUACGUCCUGCGAAUCGUUGGACAGCAACGCUCAGAACACGGGUGAAACCAGUCUUCGGUUUACUGGACCUAAUUAGGUCUAUUCAGCACGGCUUCCUAUCUCGUCGUACACUAUCGCGGAACCGCCCACUCGUUCACGUCGAACAACCUGUCCUAGUUCCAACCCAGUGACUGUUUCGGGCGCCGGAGGCAAGGUAGUCGUGAUGUUUCGCGCCCAGCAAAACGCCUUUGACGAUGCAGUCGCCAAGGCGACCGACGAGAACCUGACAUCCGAAAACUGGGAAUACAUUCUGGAUGUCUGUGAUAAAGUGGGUUCGGAGGAGUCAGGGGCGAAAGAUGCUGUUGCCGCUAUGAUUAAGAGACUCGCGCACAGAAACGCCAAUGUGCAGCUCUACACUUUGGAGUUGGCGAACGCUCUGGCUCAGAACUGCGGUCCCAAAAUACAUCGCGAGUUGGCGUCUAGGAGUUUCACUGAUGCUCUUCUACGCCUAGCCAAUGACCGAAACACCCAUCAGCAGGUCAAAUCGAAGAUUCUGGAACGCAUGCAGGAAUGGACAGAAAUGUUUGCCAGCAACCCAGACUUCGGUAUAAUGGAGCAAGCAUACAUGAAACUGAAGACGCAGAACCCGAACCUGCAGCCUCCGUCGAAGCCCGGUAAGAGAGAAAUCACCGACACGGAUCGCCAGAAGGAAGAGGAGGAACUACAAAUGGCGCUCGCACUUUCAAUAAGAGAAAAGCCUACUGUGGCUGCUGCGCCCCAGCCUGAAGCCAGCUCUAGCGCCGCCCCGGUCAACCAGGCACCUGCUGCCGCCUCCCAACCAGUGCCAUCGGGUACUUCUGCAGCCACGGUUUCGCGGGUGAGAGCACUGUUCGACUUUCAGCCCUCCGAACCCGGCGAACUGCAAUUUCGGAAGGGAGAUGUUAUAGCUGUGCUUGAGUCGGUUUAUAAGGAUUGGUGGAAGGGUUCUUUGAGAGGCCAGACUGGCAUAUUUCCCCUCAACUACGUCGAAAAACUCCCUGAUCCAACGGUGGAGGAGUUGCAGCGGGAAGCCCAGAUGGAAGCCGAUGUCUUUGGUCAGAUCAAGAAUGUGGAGAAGUUGCUGACUCUUCUCAGCACUCGUAGCUCUGAGCUGAAUGUGCAAGACAAUGAAGAGAUCACGGCGUUGUAUCACUCAACAUUAGCCAUCCGGCCCAAGCUGAUCGAGCUCAUCGGAAAGUAUUCACAGAAGAAAGACGAGUUCACGCAGCUCAAUGAGAAGUUCAUCAAAGCCCGAAGAGACUACGAGUCUCUCCUUGAAGCGUCCAUGUCCCACCCAGCACAACCCCAGUAUGGCCGACCCGCCCAACCUCCGUACGGUUAUCCUGGGGCUGCCGCUCCUGUGGGAUAUCCCCAAGGCCCGCCGCCGGCUGAUCCCCAACGAUAUUUCAGUCCCCGUCCUCAAGAAACACAGCCCCCUCAGCCCAACCCAUCGGCAUACUAUGGUGCGGAUCAAGCGCAGGUGUAUCCUCCAAGCUCACAAUCGCCCGAUCCCCGUCGCACGCCCCCUACUGGCGCACCAUAUCAGCAACAGCAACGCCAAUCUUCCACCGAGUCCUAUCAGCCAGUGUAUCAUCGUCCCGAAUCCACGUAUGAAAACCCGCAAGAACUGGGCACAUCGGUUUACGAUUCCCCUAUCGAGCAUCCGUCCUCAGGCCAGCGUCCUCAGUAUUCUGGCCAUGUGCAAGUCCCGGCCGCAGUUCAGCAGCAUUUCCAGCAGCAACAGCAACAACAACAACCGCAACCGGAAUACCCGGCCUCUGCUUACGCUCCUGAAGAUGCUUCUCGACCCCCGGCUGGUGCCAGCUCUGCCCACCAACCGCAGCCCCCCUACCCGUCACACCAAGCACCACCGAUGCAUCAACCUCCGCCAAUUCCGGGCACCUCAACGACACCUACGCCCUAUCCUGCUCUGAACGCCGGGGGAAGUUAUCAGGCGUAUAACCCGUCACAAACCGAUGUAUCCAACCCCGCUUCGUUCUACCGGUGAACGUAAGGUUCGUUAAGUUGCGGAUGCCUCAUUGCAUUGGGCGUGAUAACUCGCUGCAGGCUUCUUUUUCCGAGCCCGGGCCGUGGGCCAGGUACUGGGUUCUGGAUCUGUUGUUUUACUAGCGUGCCUUCUGCGUUGAUGUUGUACUGGUUCCUGACGGAGAUAGGUUCAAUUUUCCGGCGAGAGGGAUGUGCAUGUGAAUUUAAUCGUAAUGCAGCAACCGACUUCGCUCAUUCCGCAUGGAGGUUGCUACGGCCUGGUGCUACAGUAUAUGAAGCACAUGAUAUCAUCAUACAGUGUGGAUUGAUUGUUAUCUUAGAGAAACUCUUAUGCCUAGCCGUACAAG
Aspergillus sclerotioniger CBS 115572 is the source of this 2597-nucleotide messenger RNA. Its product is annotated as ESCRT-0 subunit protein HSE1. The record is from RefSeq and is a predicted model, not a curated record. The coding region runs from base 428 to 2251 and encodes 607 amino acids. Gene Ontology annotation, molecular function: ubiquitin binding; phosphatidylinositol binding. The transcript has 9 exons. Lineage: Eukaryota; Fungi; Ascomycota; Eurotiomycetes; Eurotiales; Aspergillaceae. Gene Ontology annotation, biological process: protein transport to vacuole involved in ubiquitin-dependent protein catabolic process via the multivesicular body sorting pathway. Gene Ontology annotation, cellular component: ESCRT-0 complex.